AAGAAAAGAAAAUGCGUAGUCCCAGUCCCAGUCAUGUAAAUGUAAAGCUUAACGCAAAAGAAAAUUGAAAAAGCCAGACAGAGAGAGAGAGAGAGAGAGAGAACUGUGAAUGAAGUGAUAUUUCGAAGAAGCUUCCCAGGUGUGACUUCCCACUUGCCGGCCAUUCAACGCCAUUAUACAUCUCCAUCUAUUUUCAUUCAUCUUCUUCUUCUUGUUCCUCUAGAUUUCAGAUUUGAACAAGUUCUGCUACUACUUCUUGUGCUGCGGGCUCCACCUCCACCUAUUAUUGGAAAAAACAAUACUCAAAUCAACAGUACAGACCUGGAUCCAUCUUCUUCUUCUUCUUCUUCAUCUCUAUUUCUCCUUACUCAGGAUGGGUUCUGUAUCUGGAGAAGAUGACAAGCUCCACCUUGAUUUCGACGAUGAGGAAGCUGCUCCCUUCAGCUCUUCUUCACCAUCUUCUUCUGUCUCCAAAGUUCAUCCUUUCAAUUUCGAGACCGCAGUUGCUGCUUCAUCUCUGUUUAAAUCUCUUCGGGCAAGACGUGUCAGCAGGAGUGUGUAUCUUGUUUUGAUUAAAGCCAGGAUCAACGUCUUGCUACCCUUUGGUCCAUUGGCCAUUUUGCUACAUUAUAUCACUGGAAAGCAUGGAUGGGUCUUCUUGUUCACCUUAUUAGGUAUUGCUCCUUUGGCAGAACGUUUGGGUUAUGCUACUGAGCAGCUUGCGUUGUACACAGGACCCACAGUUGGGGGUCUGCUUAAUGCCACGUUUGGCAAUGCAACUGAAAUGAUUAUAUCAAUUUAUGCUUUGAAAAGCGGUAUGAUUAGGGUUGUUCAGCAAACUUUACUUGGUUCAAUCUUGUCAAAUAUGCUUCUAGUCCUUGGCUGUGCAUUCUUUACCGGUGGGAUUGUCCACUACCAAAAAGUUCAGGUUUUCAAUAAGGCAACUGCUAUUGUCAAUUCUGGGUUGUUGUUGAUGGCUGUAAUGGGAUUAUUAUUUCCUGCUGUGCUUCACUUUACUCACUCAGAGGUUCAUCUUGGGAAGUCCGUAUUAUCUCUAUCAAGAUUUAGCAGUUGCAUAAUGUUAGUGGCAUAUGCAAGCUACCUUUUCUUUCAACUUAAAAGUCAGCACAGUUCUUAUAAUCCUGUGGAUGAGGAAGGAGAUAAAAGCGAAGAUUGUGAAGAGGAGGAAGAACUUGAAUUAACUCAAUGGGAAGCAAUAAUCUGGCUUGCUAUUUUGACAGCAUGGGUAUCUAUAUUGUCUGGGUACCUUGUGGAUGCCAUACAGGGAGCAUCUGAGUCAAUGAAUAUGUCAGUGGCUUUUAUUAGUGUCAUCUUGCUUCCAAUUGUAGGAAAUGCUGCAGAGCAUGCAAGUGCUAUCAUGUUUGCUGUGAAGGAUAAGCUUGAUAUCACAAUUGGAGUUGCCAUUGGAUCAUCCACACAAAUAUCUAUGUUUGUGAUCCCCUUUUGUGUGGUUGUUGGGUGGUGCAUGGGAAAAGAAAUGGAUUUGAAUUUUCAACUCUUUGAGACUGCCACACUUUUUAUAACCGUGCUGGUAGUUGCAUUUAUGAUGCAGGAAGGAACCUCAAAUUAUUUUAAAGGCUUGAUGCUCAUUCUAUGCUAUCUUAUAGUUGCUGCCAGUUUUUUCGUACAUGUAGACCCUAAAAGUGGUGAUGACUAGAUAUAUAGUAUGGGUAUUCCAUGGUUGCCCUUUCUAUAGUGGCAAAAGUUAGCUGCGAGUUUGAAAGGGUUCAAGAAAAUUCUUCAGCUUGCAUUCAGCAUGGUGUGGGAAACCCAGAAAGUGAUCACAAGCAAUGCACUGUACUGAAAUUUUCAGCCUUGUAUUAUAUUGAAUUUUGAAAGCAUUUGUUAAUCUGUAUUAUUAUUAUCUAGUUUUCAUUCAUUUACCAUGAAAAUCAUAGUCUUUCGCCCGGGUCUCCAAUGAAUCAAGUUGAAAGUAACCAAUCA
Molecule: messenger RNA, 1965 nt
Organism: Lotus japonicus
Lineage: Eukaryota; Viridiplantae; Streptophyta; Magnoliopsida; Fabales; Fabaceae
Product: vacuolar cation/proton exchanger 2-like
Exons: 12
Coding region: 374-1678 (434 amino acids)
Biological process (GO): intracellular calcium ion homeostasis; calcium ion transmembrane transport
Cellular component (GO): plant-type vacuole membrane
Molecular function (GO): calcium:proton antiporter activity
Source: RefSeq, a predicted model, not a curated record